Nannizzia gypsea CBS 118893 is the source of this 2931-nucleotide messenger RNA. RefSeq names its product septation protein imp2. Gene Ontology annotation, biological process: cytoskeleton organization. The transcript is spliced from 9 exons. Gene Ontology annotation, cellular component: mitotic actomyosin contractile ring, proximal layer; cytoplasm; cytoplasmic side of plasma membrane. The record is from RefSeq and is a predicted model, not a curated record. Gene Ontology annotation, molecular function: protein binding; phospholipid binding. Bases 1 to 2931 code for a protein of 976 amino acids. Lineage: Eukaryota; Fungi; Ascomycota; Eurotiomycetes; Onygenales; Arthrodermataceae.
AUGCCGGCAGCAGUGGCGGAUGCUCCUUCUAUUUCCUUAUCAUUUGCGAAUAACUUCUGGGGCAAAGAUGACGCUGGCGUCCUGCCUAUGCUCGAACGCAUGCACAAUGCAAAGUUAACGUGCGACGAACUGCGGUCAUUCUACAGCACACGAGCCGCGAUCGAGGAUGAGUACGCUAGGAAGCUCCUGGCGCUCUGCCGCAAACCCCUUGGAGCACACGAGUCAGGGACACUUCGGUCGUCAUUGGAUACCGUCAGAGGAGAGACAGAGAUAAUAGGCAAGACACACUCUGCGAUUGCAUCUCAGAUGAAGACCGAGCUGGAAGAACCACUGGCCGCAUUCGCCGGUGGAAUGAAGGAGAGGAGGAAGAUUGUACAGAAUGGCAUUGAGAAGCUUUUAAAGAUUAAGAUGCAGCAAACACACGCGGUGAACAAGUCACGAGAUAGAUAUGAACAGGACUGUUUGCGGAUUAAAGGAUACCUCGCCCAAGGCCAUAUGGUCAUGGGACAGGAAGAGCGUAAGAAUAAGGCAAAACUUGAGAAAACCCAAAUUCAAUUAGCCUCAAACAGUAGCGAAUAUGAAGCUGCGAUUAAGGUAUUAGAGGACACUACUGGUCGGUGGAAUAAAGAGUGGAAGGCUGCAUGUGACAAAUUCCAAGACCUUGAGGAGGAGAGACUGGAUUUUUCAAAGAGCAGUUUGUGGAAUUAUGCCAACAUCGCAUCAACCGCAUGCGUUAGUGAUGAUGCUUCCUGCGAAAAGAUUCGAGUCUCGCUUGAGGAUUGCGAGGUUGAGAAGGAUAUUGCUUCCUUUAUUAAGGAGAAGUCCACUGGACAGGAGAUUCCUGAUGCCCCUAAGUAUAUCAACUUUUGCAGGGGUGAUCUGAACGACACAGCCUCCGAGACAUCAGAGGAGGAAAACUACUCUGUUGCCCAGUUCCAGCGCACUAUCAAUCCAGCAUAUAGAAGCUCCUCACCCCAGCCUUCUACCUACGAAUCUCACCAUGACCCCGAUUCGGAGCUAGCCCAUCAUAUGAUUCCAUCUGCUCACCCUGCUCAGUCAAACCGUGAAAACAUUGCAACUCCUCAGAAGAAGCUCUCUGCUCCGCCUCCAGUUGUUGCGCCCCUUGCAUCAGAACCAAGGAGAAAACAGCAUGUCCCUCCUAACUACCAACCAAGCCAGCAUGGUGACAUACCCGUCAGUAUUCCGCAUAAUGAAUAUCCAGCCGAUGGUAUGACGAUGUUCUGCCGCCCUGGGCCACCAUCAGAAAGGAGUUCUGCUACCCCAUCAGGUAGAGACUCACAAAGCGACCUCUCUAAUCCCACGUCCUUCUCGAGUAUGGAUCCGCCGAGUAACUAUCAAUCACCAAUUAAGUACACGCCUGUACCCGCCACUGCGACAUCAGCCAAAGAGGUCCAGAAGAAACGGAGUGGUUUCUUUAGCAAUAGCCCCUUCCGCAGAAAGAGCAAACAUGAAAAGGAUCGUCGAACGCAGUCUGUUGCUCCCGCACCAGCACAGAAUCGCAGAACCUGGGCUGCACCCCCUAAACAGACAAGAGCCCUCAUGGGAACCCAAUCUGACUUGGGUUCGAACCGUCGUGGGCCCAGCCCGGAGCCUGUAGAUCCUCGAGCAAAUUUCCAACUUAACGUUGGAAAUAAUGUGUUUGAUGUUGCAUCCCCUGAUACUGCUGGACCUCCUCCAUCUUACAAGGACACGCCUGUGAAGCGCCUAGAUGCCCCAUCGCCUGCUUUUACAGCUGCACAAAUGCACAAAACCACCCGCAAAUAUGUGGGUCAGACUCAAAGUCUAUUUAGCAAACCAGUUCGUACUAGAGAAAGAGCCAAUACUGUUGAUCAGGUCAUCCCGAGAGCUACAUCCCCUAUUCCUAAGCGGUCACCAAGCCCCCAGCCACCACAGAAUACUACUACUCGUCCAGGUUCUCAACUCGGCAAUGCCUCUCAGCAAAGAGCCCCGGCUUAUAAAUCUGAGAGUGUGAAUAGCAGGUAUAGGCACUCGCACUCACAAUCUGCCACCCCUACCAAGAUUGUCCGAGAGCCCUCUCGUUCUCCACAAUAUUCUCGUCAAGCAUCUCCAAACGAUGUGCGGCCAGAAGUACGUAACGAGUCUAGAACAGAGACUAGAAACACCAUACGUACUGAAGUUCGCAAUGAACCACCACGAAAUGAAGUAAGACAAGAGACACGAGUCGAGCCACCAAGGAACGAGGUUAGGCAUGAGGCGCGAGCUGAGCCGCUACGACAAGAAGUCAGGCAAGAGGCACGAACUGAGCCCCCGAGGCAGGAUGUUAGGCAGGAAGUACGAAGCGAACCACCACGAAAUGAGGUGAGGCCCGAUACACGCAGUGAAGUCCGGAAUGAUCCACCACCAAAUAAUAUCAGACGGUCAGCCUCUCCUCAGCCCCAGUUCAGAAGACCAGAACGGCCAGCAAGUGCAAGCGGCAUGGAGCUCCAACUCUCGACCAAUGACGCGAGCUCGCAUAUGGGAGGUCAUAAUGACGGCUAUUCCGCCUACCAGGGUGGGUACCAGAGUGGGUACCAAGGAGGCUACCAAGGAGGCUACCAGGGAGGCUACCAGGGCGGGAAUGGCUAUGGCCAUCAUCAGCAACAACGUCCUCACUCCAUGUACUAUGGCGCUACUCCUGAUUACAAUCAUAGCGCCCAGGAUCAGCAUUCAGGAAGCAGAAGUGUGAUAAUGGCAGAAGCUCCAACAAUUAGCCGUGACGGCAGACCAAUUCUGCAUUUUGCUCGUGCAAUGUAUUCCUAUACUGCAGCCAUCCCCGAAGAACUUGGAUUUGCUAAAGGAGAUAUUCUUGCUGUUCUAAGGCACCAAGACGAUGGGUGGUGGGAGGCUGAGAUCACCAACCAGCCAACCCGUCCAGGCCUAGUGCCUAGCAAUUACCUUCAACCUUGCUAA